This is a messenger RNA of Ceratina calcarata, 480 nucleotides long. RefSeq names its product keratin-associated protein 10-3. The transcript has 2 exons. Bases 1 to 480 code for a protein of 159 amino acids. The record is from RefSeq and is a predicted model, not a curated record. Lineage: Eukaryota; Metazoa; Arthropoda; Insecta; Hymenoptera; Apidae.
AUGGAGAGACAUCCCGGGAUAGUUCCCUGUAACACCAGAUACCGCAACUACAUGGACGAGAUGCUUUGCAUGCUCAACGAGAUCGAUUGCCGGAAACCGGAACCGGAAGUGUGCAACAUCAGCUGUCCGCCGUUUGGUUGCCCGCGAGGUCCCUGUCCAGGAAUGUGCUGCUACGACGGGACGUGCGAUCCUUGUUGCGUGUCACAAAUGCCCUGUUGUCCGCCGCCGCCGCCUCGUCCGCGUUGCAAAGCACCGCCGUUGUGUUACUUAAAGGCGUACGCCAGAUUCGUGGGCUGGCCUCCGGAAUCUCCGCUCUCGCCUCUUAGCGCGCGACUAUCGCGCAAACUGUGCUACGAAACGCUCGGCCAGAUUUGUCCCGCGUACAAUUGUCCGCCACCCAUCUGCUCCACGGUGCCGUUCUGUCCCUCGCCCUGUUGCAGGAUCCCAGCUUCCAAUCCCUACCCAAGUCCGUGCUGUUGA